This is a messenger RNA of Fulmarus glacialis (Northern fulmar), 3441 nucleotides long. RefSeq names its product TBC1 domain family, member 9 (with GRAM domain) (gene TBC1D9). Gene Ontology annotation, molecular function: calcium ion binding. The annotation marks the transcript as partial. The transcript has 18 exons. The record is from RefSeq and is a predicted model, not a curated record. Lineage: Eukaryota; Metazoa; Chordata; Aves; Procellariiformes; Procellariidae.
GGCAUCAUCGCUGAGUACAACAAAAUCAAUGGCAUCAAGGAGGAUGACGAUACAGAAAAAUUUAAGGAAGCUAUAGUGAAAUUUCACAAGCUAUUUGGGAUGCCGGAAGAAGAGAAAUUAGUGAACUACUACUCCUGCAGUUACUGGAAGGGCAAGGUUCCCCGUCAGGGCUGGGUGUAUCUCAGCAUAAAUCACCUUUCCUUUUACUCUUUCCUCAUGGGCAGGGAAGCAAAGUUAGUUAUCCGCUGGGUCGAUAUCACUCAACUUGAGAAGAAUGCUACACUGCUCUUCCCCGAUAUGAUCAAAGUGAGCACAAGGUCAAGUGAACAUUUCUUCUCAGUAUUCCUUAAUAUCAGUGAGACAUUUAAACUAAUGGAACAGCUUGCCAAUAUAGCUAUGCGACAGCUUUUGGACAAUGAAGGAUUUGAACAAGACAGGUCAUUACCCAAACUGAAAAAGAAAUCCCCAAAAAAAGUAUCUGCACUAAAACGGGAUCUUGAUGCCAGAGCAAAGAGUGAGAGAUACCGUGCGUUGUUCCGACUUCCCAAGGAUGAGAAAUUAGAUGGACACACAGACUGUACUCUCUGGACUCCAUUCAAUAAAAUGCAUAUUUUGGGUCAGAUGUUUGUUUCUACAAACUACAUUUGCUUUACUAGUAAAGAAGAGAACUUGUGCAGCCUUAUUAUCCCUCUUCGAGAGGUGACAAUAGUGGAAAAGGCAGACAGCUCCAGUGUGUUGCCCAGCCCAUUAUCUAUCAGCACGAAAAACAGAAUGACAUUCCUUUUUGCCAACUUGAAAGACAGAGACUUUCUUGUACAAAGGAUCUCAGACUUUCUGCAACAAACCACUUCAAAAAUAUACUUGGAAAAAAAUAUUUCUGGAAGCUCUAUCAGCUCAGAUGAUGAGGUGUUUACAAGAUCAAGUAGUUUAAUUUCUGCCAGCCCUCAUAAAAGCCUCAGCUCUGAGUCAGAGGGAGAACGACAGUUCAAUCUCAAUGACAAUGGCAUUCCAACAGCAACUCAAGCUUUAAUGACAAUGUAUCGGCGGAGGUCACCUGAGGAGUUCAACCCCAAGCUGGCUAAAGAGUUUUUGAAGGAACAGGCCUGGAAGAUUCACUUUGCUGAAUAUGGCCAAGGAGUCUGUAUGUAUCGUACAGAGAAAACCAGAGACCUUGUGCUGAAGGGCAUUCCAGAAAGCAUGAGAGGGGAACUUUGGCUACUAUUUUCAGGAGCCAUUAAUGAAAUGGCCACUCAUCCUGGCUAUUAUGAGGACCUAGUGGAGAAAUCGAUGGGGAAGUAUAAUCUUGCUACAGAAGAGAUAGAGAGGGAUCUGCACCGCUCCCUUCCAGAACACCCUGCGUUCCAGAAUGAGAUGGGUAUUGCUGCUCUAAGGAGAGUCUUGACAGCUUACGCUUUUAGAAAUCCAAACAUAGGAUAUUGUCAGGCUAUGAAUAUUGUUACUUCAGUACUCCUCCUUUAUGCAAAAGAGGAGGAAGCUUUCUGGCUGCUGGUGGCUCUGUGUGAACGUAUGCUACCUGACUACUACAACACAAGAGUUGUUGGAGCAUUGGUGGAUCAGGGUGUCUUUGAAGAGUUGGCUCGUGACUAUGUUCCACAACUUUAUGACUGCAUGCAGGACUUGGGUGUAAUAUCCACCAUAUCCCUGUCCUGGUUCCUCACUCUAUUCCUCAGUGUAAUGCCAUUUGAGAGUGCAGUGGUGGUUGUGGAUUGUUUCUUCUGUGAAGGAAUAAAGGUGAUAUUUCAAUUAGCGCUUGCUGUCCUCGAUGCUAAUGUAGACAAGCUGCUUAACUGUAAAGAUGAUGGAGAAGCCAUGACAGUCUUGGGAAGAUAUUUGGACAGCGUAACUAAUAAGGACAGCACUCUUCCACCCAUUCCUCAUCUUCACUCACUGCUCAGUGAUGAUGUAGAGCCUUAUCCUGAGGUGGAUAUCUUCAGACUAAUCAGGUCUUCUUAUGAGAAAUUUGGAAGUAUCCGAGCAGAUUUAAUUGAACAAAUGAGAUUCAAACAAAGGCUGAAAGUUAUCCAAACCCUUGAAGAUACUACAAAGCGCAAUGUGGUACGAACUAUUGUGACAGAGACUUCUUUUACUAUCGAUGAACUGGAGGAACUGUAUGCUCUUUUCAAGGCAGAACAUCUGACUAGCUGCUACUGGGGAGGAAACAGCAAUGCUAUUGACCGGCAUGAUCCCAGCCUGCCUUAUCUGGAGCAGUACCGUAUUGACUUUGAGCAGUUCAAGGGGAUGUUUGCUCUCCUCUUUCCUUGGGCAUGUGGAACUCAUUCAGAUGUAUUAGCUGCGCGCUUAUUCAGGCUUCUUGAUGAAAAUGGAGACUUGCUCAUCAACUUCCGUGAAUUCGUCUCUGGGCUAAGUGCAGCAUGCCAUGGAGAUCUUACAGAGAAGCUGAAGCUACUGUAUAAAAUGCAUGUUUUGCCUGAUCCAUCCCCUGAGCAAGAAGAGCCAGACUCUGCUUUUGAAGCUACUCAGUACUUUUUUGAAGACAUCACACCCGAAUGUACACACGUUGUUGGCCUAGACAGCAGGAACAAACAAGGAGUAGAUGAUGGGUUUGUUACAGUGAGUCUGAAACCAGACAAAGGCAAGAAGAGCUCACAAGAGAAUCGAAAUUAUCUGAGAAUGUGGAGCCAAGAGAAUAAAUCCAAAGCAAAAAACACAAAGGACUUGCCCAAACUGAAUCAGGGACAGUUCAUUGAACUGUGUAAGACAAUGUACAAUAUGUUCAGUGAAGACCCCAAUGAACAAGAUCUGUACCACGCUACCGCUGCUGUGACAAGCUUGCUUUUGGAGAUAGGUGAGGUUGGUAAGCUCUUCAGUGUGCAGCCCACAAAAGAGACAGACAGCAGCAGUAACAAUUGCAGCAAAACUAUUCAGAGCGAACUGUUUCAGAAGAAAGAGCACCUGCAGUACCCCCUUGAACAGCACAAGCCGUUCCAAAGCAGCCUCGUCACCAACGAUGAGGAGGGCGUUUGCACCGACAGCGCCCUGAGCAUGCAGAUGGAAGACAUUAAGCUCGAAGACUCUUCUCCCAGGGACAACGGAGCCUGUUCUUCCAUGCUCAUUUCCGAUGAUGAUACAAAAGAUGAUAGUUCGAUGUCCUCCUACUCAGUACUGAGCGCAGGUUCGCAUGAAGAAGAAAAGCUGCACUGCGAGGACAUCGGUGAAGACACCGUUUUGGUACGGAGCAACCACACCACUUCUCUUCGUAGAAGCACUAGCAUUGACCGAGACUGGGCCAUUACCUUUGAACAAUUUUUAGCCUCCCUUUUGACUGAGCCAGCGCUGGUUAGGUACUUUGACAAGCCUGUGUCCAUGAUGGCUAGGAUUACUAAUGCUAAAAACGUAAGGAUGAUGGGUAAACCAAUAACCUCGGCCAGUGACUAUGAAAUCUCUACUAUGUCGGGAUAA